Messenger RNA from Anopheles marshallii, 1017 nucleotides. Its product is annotated as luciferin sulfotransferase-like. The record is from RefSeq and is a predicted model, not a curated record. Bases 1 to 1017 code for a protein of 338 amino acids. Gene Ontology annotation, molecular function: sulfotransferase activity. Gene Ontology annotation, biological process: sulfation. Gene Ontology annotation, cellular component: cytoplasm. NCBI's taxonomy places the organism in Eukaryota, Metazoa, Arthropoda, Insecta, Diptera, Culicidae. The transcript has 4 exons.
AUGAUACACUGCGAAAAGUAUAACAACGAGUAUACCGAUAGAAUUGAUUGUCCUGGAACGGAAAAGCACUAUCGUGUGGUCCGACGUUCCUCAUCGACUCUUGAUGAAGACAAACGAUCUCCAAGUCACGGUGACCGGUGGUGUAUUAUGAUUGAAAAGUUUUUGCCUCUCUUGGAACCGAUUCAGCAGCUGCAGGUGUACGCGGAUGAUGUGUGGGUUAUUACGUUUCCAAAGUGUGGUACCACCUGGACGCAGGAAAUGGUUUGGUUGCUGAACAACAAUCUGGAUUAUGCUCGCGCUGCAAAACUAACGCUCGAAGAACGUUUUCCUUUUCUGGAACUCUCAGGUGCCCUUUCCCUGAUGGAUGGCGAUUCCGUCGGUCGGGUGCAAGAUCUGGCACGUCCACGACAUAUCAAAUCCCACCUUCCGACAAUGCUGCUUCCGGAUGCGAUUCGUUCCGUCAAGCCCAAAAUCAUCUACGUUUCGCGCAACCCAAAGGAUGCGGCCACUUCCUUCUACCAUCACUACCGCAACAUCGUAGGAUACGAUGGUCCGAGAGAGCACUUUUUCGACGCAUUUCUCAACGACAGCCUCAUCUACGCACCCUUCGGUGAGCAUGUCCGUGCCUACUGGGAAUGGAGUAACCGACCCGAUGCAGAAAACUGUCUGUUUUUAACGUACGAACAAAUGAAACGCGAUUUGCGCGGUGUGAUCGGACGGGCUAGCACAUUCCUGGGCAAGCAAUACACCACCAGCGAAGUGGACGAAUUGGCAAAACACCUUUCGGUGGAAUCGAUGAGAAACAACAAAUCAUGCAACAUGGAUGACCUGCUAGAAUGGGCUAAGAAUACAACGUACAGUGAAGAGCGUAAAAAGCACACGAAAAAUAAUUUCAAAUUCAUUCGUAGUGGAACGGUUGGAUCGUACCGGGAAGAUAUGAACGAAGAAUAUGUCCAACGCUUUGAGGAGUACGAAAAAGCCAUCACGGAAGGAAUCGAUUUUGACUUUUUCUUCUAA